Molecule: messenger RNA, 996 nt
Organism: Closterium sp. Yama58-4
Lineage: Eukaryota; Viridiplantae; Streptophyta; Zygnematophyceae; Desmidiales; Closteriaceae
Source: the annotation of a GenBank genome assembly
AUGACUGGCGAGAUUGGCGCGAAUCCGCGACGGCUGCAGGUGAAGAAGAAGACACAGAAAGCGGCCGGCUGCGAUUAUCGCAAGGGCAGCUGGGUGCACAUUUCGAAAAUAGCCGGGUACAAGGUUCCGUACCCCCUAAACUGCUCGAAGCACUUCAGCUGCGCCAACGUGCCUCCGGGGAAGCAGCACCCCUCCAACUACGUCUGGGUGCCCGCGCCACCCUGCAACUACUACACGUGGAAGUUCAAUGGCAAGCGGUUUCUAAAGAAGAUGCGGAACACUGUGAUGGCGUUUGUGGGUGACUCGUUAAACGACAACAUGUACGAGGGUAUCGUGUGCCUCCUGCAGGCAACAACUCGAGUAGUGUUCAAGAAGGUCAGGAUUGGAAAUCGGAGACUUGGUUCCUACUUCGUCCCGAAUUACAACCUCACUACUCUCACCAUCAACAGCGGCUACCUGGUUCAGAGCCCUCGAUAUACCACCAACCACAAGACAGCGGUCUACACGAUGAACCCCAAGUGGGCCACUCUGCUGCCUUACACCGACGCCAUUGUGUUCAACGCGGGCCACUGGUUCUUCCACCCGCCCAAGGACCAAACCACUCCCUGGUACCCCAUUCCAGUGAUGAGCAAGGCGCUGGUAACCGUGCGGGAUUAUUUCGCCAAGGCGAACUACAAGGGUGCAGCUGUGUUCUUCACCUUCUCUCCCGUACACGAGAAGGGCUACUGCAACGCUGCUCAGCCGUUCCCGCCGAACGUGCAAGCAGACAAUACGUUGAUGAGCUUCAUUCUACCAGCCAUGAAGAAACAGGUGACAGUGAUGAAACGGUCGACCAUGAAAGUGGCAGAGGUCACCUACCUGAGCGCCAUGCGCCCUGACGCCCACCUGUUUCUGAACGGCCGCGACUGCAGCCACUGGUGCCUGCCGGGGGUGCCUGACGCUUGGUCCGAUGUGCUGUAUAACGUCCUGAUGGGCGUGCGGAGGAACUUCGCAUGA